This is a messenger RNA of Rotaria sp. Silwood2, 780 nucleotides long. NCBI's taxonomy places the organism in Eukaryota, Metazoa, Rotifera, Eurotatoria, Philodinida, Philodinidae. The record is from the annotation of a GenBank genome assembly.
AUGCCAGGUAUUCUGAAUACAUGGUUUAAAUUUUCUCCAGAUACAAUAUAUAUAACCACAAAUGGCAAUGCAACAUUAUUUCAUCAUUAUCUUUCCAAACGAUAUCACCAUCAGAUACAUUUGACUAAUUGUAAGCAAGCACAUUCUAUACGUGAUUUAUGUUGUCAUAGUGCAUCAGAAUUUAAUAUUUAUUUUCAAAAUCAAGAUAGAUUUAAAUGGUUAUGUCGUUUUGAUGAUGAUCAAUAUGUUAAUGUACCAUUACUUAUUGAUUAUUUAAAACAAUUCUUUCCUGAUAAACAAUCAUUAUAUAUUGGCAAACCAAGUUUAAACGAACCAAAACAUGGGCGUGGUAUGGAUUUUUGGUUUGCAACUUAUGGUGGUGGUGUUUGUUUUUCUAGGUCUCUUUUAAAAAUGAUUCGUAACGAUGUUCAACCAAAUAGUAAAUUUAUGGAGGGUUGUAUAUCAACAAAUUAUCCUGAUGAUACACAUAUAGCUUAUAUACUUAGGAAAAAGUAUAAUAUUAAUCUAACUAUUGCAAAUGAUUUUCAUCAUCAUAUUGAAAGAAAUUUAUUUACUAAUUUAACAGAUCCAUCAAAUAUUGAUCAAGCAAUAACACUUGGCUUUAAAGGUACUAAUGUACCUCGCUUUAUGCCUUUAAUGAAAAAUGAUGUAUUUCAUAUACAAACAUUGCAUUGCUUAUUAUAUCCAGACGCAAAUUGUAUGCGUCUAUUACGAAUUUUAUUAAAUAAACUUUCUGACGGAAAACCAAGGUUAACGUAA